AUGGCGAGAACCAUACGAGGCGAACUUGAGAAUUCGGCAGAUAACCAGGAGCAGUGGUUGAAAUUUGAACGUUCCCAACCCCCUCCACAGUUGGGCUCGCCUCUCAUCGUGUGGGAGCAGCGCCUGUUUAAAGGCCACCCGACUCAUCCUUACCUCGGCACCGACGCUAUCAGGGUGGGCUCAUCCGAGCUGUACGGCCUGCACCAGGCGUCGAUGCGCACCAUCUCCAUCCCGGACUUUCCUUUUCACGUCAAGAUGGCCCUAAGCUUCACUAUCACUAGCGCGAGGCGCACCAUGACUCCCUGGACCACCCGCAUGUGCAUCGAGGUCUCGCGGUUGCUCCAGGAUAUCGCGGACCCCGAGCUCCUAUGGAUUGCCCUCAAGAGGGCAGCCGCUUGUAGCGCCAACCGCGAUUUCGAGGCGGCCAAACACUUGUCCGUCAUGCUGCGCGAGGACCCGGAGCCGCGUGCCCGCGAGCUUGGCCAGUGCCUGGUCCUGCCCGCCGCGCUUUUUGAGCUCCGCAGUGAGGACCGCGUUGCGCCCGUGGUGGAACUUUUUAACUUAGAACCGACCCUCGAGGCGCGCAAGAACUGGUUCCGCAACUACGCCCGCCUCUACCUGCAGGCUGUCCUCCCGCCUCUCCUUUCGUAUGGCAUCUGCCUAGAGGCGCACUUGCAGAACGUCCUCGCACGUUUCGACGUCGAGACCGGUGCGCUGCGGGGCUUUGUUUAUCGCGAUAUGGGCGGCCUGCGCAUGCACCUGCCGACCAUGAAGGCCCGUGGCAUAGGCAUUAAGUCCGCGGACUUGGUUCCUGGAGCGGUCACGCUGACUGACGAUUUGGAGGCCGUGUGGAUUAAUGCUUAUCACAAUCUGGUGGUAAACCACAUGGGAGGCGCCUUGAGAGGGAUGGGACUCCAGUGGGACGGGGGCUGGGACAUUUUGAAAGAGGAGCUGAAGCAGGCAUUAGAGGCAAGCCCCGAUCCCGACAACAAGACGGCCGAACUGCUGGAAUUUAUGGUACGACCUACCAUGAAGAGGAAAGCGUUCCUAAGGAUGCAGAUUGCAGGGAUAUAUCGUGACAGUUUACGCCCGCCUUCCAAAUCCUUUAUUCAUCCUUCCAAGGGAAUAGGUGGGUUAAGAGAACUUGUCGGCCAGAGGAAUCUCUACAUGUACAGCCGUCUCCUAGCUGCCCAGAUGUUGUCGGCGCCAUAG
This is a messenger RNA of Chaetomium globosum CBS 148.51, 1212 nucleotides long. RefSeq lists its product as uncharacterized. Gene Ontology annotation, biological process: siderophore biosynthetic process. Bases 1 to 1212 code for a protein of 403 amino acids. NCBI's taxonomy places the organism in Eukaryota, Fungi, Ascomycota, Sordariomycetes, Sordariales, Chaetomiaceae. The transcript has 6 exons. The record is from RefSeq and is a predicted model, not a curated record.